Triticum aestivum (bread wheat) is the source of this 944-nucleotide messenger RNA. RefSeq names its product LOB domain-containing protein 15. NCBI's taxonomy places the organism in Eukaryota, Viridiplantae, Streptophyta, Magnoliopsida, Poales, Poaceae. The coding region runs from base 84 to 797 and encodes 237 amino acids. The transcript has 3 exons. The record is from RefSeq and is a predicted model, not a curated record.
GGCAGAGACACACAACCUAGAAGACACUUUUUCCAAAGCACCUCACUUCCAUCCCUUGUCCCCCUGCUCUCUCCCUUGCCUUCAUGUCCACUGCAAGUGACUGGCAGCAAGACCAUGAGGUAGGGAAGAAGAUCAAGAGUGAGUCGGCGGCGGAGGCGGACCGGAUGAUGGCGGCGGCACGGAGGAGUAGCAGCCUGCCUGCAGCAGGCGCAGGACCAGGAUCGACACCGUCGUUCAACACGAUGACCCCAUGUGCCGCAUGUAAGCUGCUCCGGCGGCGGUGCGCGCAGGAGUGCCCCUUCUCGCCAUUCUUCUCGCCGCUAGAGCCGCACAAGUUCGCCUCCGUUCACAAGGUCUUCGGCGCGAGCAACGUCUCCAAGAUGCUCCUGGAGGUGCACGAGAGCCAGCGCGGCGACGCGGCCAACAGCCUGGUGUACGAGGCGAACCUGCGGCUCCGCGAUCCCGUCUACGGCUGCAUGGGCGCCAUCCUCACCCUGCAGCAGCAGGUGCACGCCCUGGAGGCCGAGCUCGCCGCCGUCCGCGCCCAGAUCCUCAAGCACAGGUACCGCCCUGCCGCCGCCGCGGCGGCGUCCGCGGUGCCCAACGUGCCCCCGUCCUCGCACGCCUCACAGCUCCUCGCCGCCGGAGGCCACCGGCCGGCUGGGUCGCUGGGGCUGGCAGCGCCGGCGGUGGGGCCUGUGGCUUCCGCGUCGUCGUCAACCACGGUGUACGCCGCGGCGUCGAGCUCCACGGACUACAGCUCCAUCACGCAUGAGAAUGUUCCGUUUUUUGGUUGAGGCCGUUGUACUAGUCUAGCGUUAACGACUGAGACCUUCUUUGAAUGUAACUUAAUUUUUGUUUGCCUUUUUCUCUACACGUAGUAGACCUUGUGAAAAUACUGGAAUAACAGGCUUUUUCCAGAAAUUAUUUUGCUUUAAUUUGUG